Aricia agestis (brown argus) is the source of this 2119-nucleotide messenger RNA. Its product is annotated as ADP,ATP carrier protein-like. Lineage: Eukaryota; Metazoa; Arthropoda; Insecta; Lepidoptera; Lycaenidae. The record is from RefSeq and is a predicted model, not a curated record. Bases 211 to 2037 code for a protein of 608 amino acids. The transcript is spliced from 9 exons.
AUGUCAUGUUUGCUUUUAUUUUUAGGUUAUGAUUAUGUUACGAAAUUACCAAAUAAAAGAUUAGAUAGGUAGUCGUGGAAGUUUCCUAGCUGAGUGCAAACGUAUGGACCAGCAAUAAAUAUGCCGCUUUUAUAGUGUCAAUAAAUAAUAUGGAAGAUAGUUUAUAAGUAUAUUUUAUAAGUGAUACUUCAAACUUUAACAAAUAGAGCAAUGGAUUUUGUGGUGGGUGGGUUGGCCGGUGUCGGAGCGGGAUUCUUUAGCAAUCCGUUCGAUGUUGUCAAAACUCGGAUGCAAUUGCAAGGCGAGCUCCGAGCUAAGGGCCAGCAUUCAGUGCACUAUAAAAACAUACCGCAUGCAAUGUUUACUAUUGUUAAACAUGAUGGACUUUCUGCUCUGCAAAAAGGCUUAGUGCCUGCUCUAUGGUUCCAGUUAGUUGUAAAUGGUGUAAGGUUAGGCAUUUAUCAGCAAGCUGACAACUAUGGCCUAUUACGAGAUGAAAAUAAAAACACGAAGUUUCUCAAUAGCGUAUUGUUCGGGGCAAUAGCUGGUAUGACUGGUGGGCUAUGCGGUAGCCCGCUUCAGUUGGUGAAGACUCAGCUUAUGUCCUACUCUUCACGGGAGAUUGCUGUCGGUACCCAGCACGCACACAGAGGCACAAUCUACGCCCUCUCCAAGAUCUAUAAGAAGAAUGGUUUCUCUGGAUUAUGGAGGGGUGCCCAUGGCAUGAUGCUACGAAACUCUACAGGAUCCGCUUCACAAAUUGUCGCUUUCGCUAUGUGCAAGGAGUGGAUGGACGACAACAACAUAUGCCAGCAGUCAAGGUACAUGUCGGCGUUCGUGGCCAGCAACGUGGGCGCCGUGGUCAAGACGAUCACGCUCACGCCCAUGGACGUGAUCAUGACACGACUCUACAACCAAGACGUCGACGCGAAAGGCAACGGAAUAUUAUACAACGGCAUUAUCGACUGCUUUAAAAAAAUCACUAAAACAGAGGGAUUAUUCGCCCUGUAUAAGGGCAUAGGGCCGUCUUAUUUGAGACAGGCGCCCCAUACGGUACUAUUGUUGGUAUUCUGGGAUAUGCUCAAAGACGCACAACGCUCUUUAGAGACGAAAAUGGAUGGCGUCGGCCGUGACGUCACGGAUAUGGCGAUGGGCGGCGUGUCGGCCAUGUUUGCGACGAUAUUCACCAACCCCAUAGAAGUCGUGAAAACCCGCCUACAGCUACAGGGGGAAUUGGUAUCUAGGGGGAAACAUGAGGUGUUCUACAAGAAUGUACCCCACGGUCUUUUCGUGAUUGCAAGGACGGAGGGCAUUGCUGCUUUGCAGAACGGCUUGCCGGCUAUGUUAGGGUUUCAGUUCUGUUUGAAUACGUUUAGGCUAGGAGUAUACCGUAUCGCUGAACGUCGCGGGUUCAUCACAGAUAAGGACGGGCGCACACUAGUCGUCCGCGGCGCUGCGGCGGCGGGGCUCGGCGGCGCGCUCGGCAGCAUAGCCGGGACGCCGUUCUUCCUCGUCAAAACGCGGCUGCAAGCGCAAGCAGCGCAGGCGAUAGCGGUGGGACACCAGCAUACACAUACCGGCACUGUUGGCGCUUUGAGCGAUAUUUAUAGGAGAGAAGGAUUUAAAGGUUUGUUCCGCGGCGUGGGGCCACAAAUACCCCGCGGUAGCGUCGGCAGCGCGUCGCAGAUGGUCAGCUUCUCCUACGCUAAGCAAUGGCUGAGGGAGCGCGGUUUGUGUGAAAAUCCGCUACUGCUGUCGUUCGCUGGAGCCAACCUCGGCGGUGUCGUCAUGACAGUGUGCCUCAACCCUUUUGACGUCGUCGCUACGAGACUUUCCAAUCAACCGGUGGACUCCAACAACCGAGGUAAGCUAUACAGCGGCAUGUUGGACUGUUUUGUCAAGAUGUCACGGACGGAAGGCCUCCGGGCUUUCUACAAGGGAGUUGGGGCCAACUACCUGAGGUUGGGGCCGCAUACCGUACUGUUACUCGUCUGCUGGGACCAGUUGAAGAUAUUAGAGGACUUCUUGAGGAGAUAAGUGACAAGGGAACAAAAAUAUAGGCUGUGUUACAAUUGCCAAAAGGCAUAAUGUUCCAAAUAGGGUGUUAUAGUUCUUGCAA